AAGCCCAGCAAGGCAGGUUGGCGCGAUAGGGCUACUACGUUGGUUUUGUUUUCAACGAGGAAGCCACGAAAGGCACCAUCAUGCGCCGUCUACUUCAGCAGCACGGAGAGCGCUUUACGAAGCGGCCAAAGUACUAUCAAGUGAGGGUGGCAAGGAAAAUAACUACACUGCUCCGGUGGUGUAACUUCCCUAUCUAUUCAGAUAAUGAGAACACCUACGCUGCUCCCGUGAUGAACUUCCCCAGCCAUUCAUCGUCUCAGUACGUUGCUGCCGACGCAUUACCACACCAUGUACCCAGCUUCGUGGCGGCUAGCCACGUAGUAGCCCAUAGCUAUGGGACACCAGCAACGAAUUCCAGCUUCUUUACAUCUUCGUUGGCCUCUAGCUACGGUUGUGCUCCAACUGUACGCAAUAACUACCCGGACAGUGUGGCACCGUUGCGUUAGUGGAAUAACAGCACCUCGAGAUGAUACCCAGUUGGAAUCCACACAGCUUCCGGCCACUCUUGAAGCGCCAGAUUUCAACACGUUUAUUGGUCGAAGUGAUUCGUUUACUGAGAUACUGCCGGUACCUCCAACUUCCGUGAUUCUACCUACAACUACUGCUUACCCAAGUACGGAUCCGUCAUCAACUGCAGCAAUUGAGAGGACGACGUCUGCAUCUACUUUAAAAGAGAAGUUUCAGCUCGUAUCCUUGCAUGAGAGCAAGAAAACCGCUGGAGUAACGAUGCGCAGUCGUGAUGCCUACGUGUACGUCUAUCACAACAAUUACGGCAAGAAAGACAAUCUGAAGAGAGUGGAGUACCGGUGUGAAAGUCACGAAAACCGUGCGUUUCGUUAUCGAGUGGGCAUCUACAAACCGGUUGAUCCGCAUCCGAUCCUCGAGCAACAGAUGUUUGCGCUGGAACAACAGGGACAACACAAUGGUCGACCAACAAGUCGCUCUCAGUACGGGAUCAACCGCUCUGUCAAUGAUGAAGUUGAUUCUUUGGCAAGUAGUGGUGCUGGUCCAAAUAAAAUUCUGAAAGUUUUGUCAAUGAAAUAUUCUGAUCAACGCAAUGUGUUGUGGAACAUUCCGAGCGCAGAGCAGGUUAAAAGCCGAAAAAACUAUUUGGCACAAGGAUUGGAAGCGGCCUGGAAGAUUGAGACGUUUGCAGACUUGUGCGAGUUAUGCAGCACUCGGAUGUGUGAGACAGCCGAAGACUUUUUCGGUAGGGGCCGUGGUAGUUACGAAUUUGACAUGCAGCAUGACCAGGAGACCUUUCAUUUGGAAUCGCAUGACUUCCAGAAUGAUACCAUUGUGCUGAGCUGCUUUUCGCAUUCGUUUCACGAGGAUGGUAGGAGAAAGCAGAGUUUCGGACUUGUAUUGACGUCUCAGCAGGUUAAAAGCCGAAAAAACUAUUUGGCACAAGGAUUGGAAGCGGCCUGGAAGAUUGAGACGUUUGCAGACUUGUGCGAGUUAUGCAGCACUCGGAUGUGUGAGACAGCCGAAGACUUUUUCGGUAGGGGCCGUGGUAGUUACGAAUUUGACAUGCAGCAUGACCAGGAGACCUUUCAUUUGGAAUCGCAUGACUUCCAGAAUGAUACCAUUGUGCUGAGCUGCUUUUCGCAUUCGUUUCACGAGGAUGGUAGGAGAAAGCAGAGUUUCGGACUUGUAUUGACGUCUCGUAAGCUUUUACGGAAUGUGGUAUAUGCUGUGCACGGGCAAUCCAGAGACGGAGUAUUUGUUGCAGCCGACGGAACGUACAGACUUCAUUACGGUCAUUGGACUUUGGUUGCUGUAGGAACGUACCGAUGUCGGUACAACAAGCGGCGGUACAUCAAAAAUUUCGAGCCAUGGGCGUAUAUGUUUUUUGGAUCAUUCAGAGAGUAUUGCGAAUGUCUUUGUUGCGGUGUGGCCUCAGAUCGUUCUUCUCGACUGCUACGCUCGCGUGGCUCGGAAAUGCAGAGAAAACUCACAUCGGUUAAACGAAAAGGCCUUUUCGAAUCGAAUGUGGAGGUGAAUAUUCAGCAAAUGCAUCAUGCCAGAUCACCGGAACAAUUUGAGGCGAUUUCAAAGUUGUGUCUGACGUAUUGGCGUGAAAAGAAGGAAGUGCAGUAUGUUGACUGGUUUAAGAAGGUUUAUCUGGAUAACCGGUGGCUCAAUUGGUACACAACCUGCGCGAUUCCAGGUAUCCAUCAUUUUCAAAAUGCGCUAGAGUCUCACAAUGGAGUGAUCAAGAAAGCGGGAAUUACUAUGAAACAGGCCAAGACAGGUGUGGUGCUGAACGACUCUAUUCCAGGUAUCCUGACUAUGGCAGCUCAGAACGCUCCUGAUAGGCCAUUCGGCCAUUGUUGCCAAGGUAAAAAGCAGAGUUGGAGUUUUGAGUAG
Phytophthora nicotianae INRA-310 is the source of this 2370-nucleotide messenger RNA. RefSeq lists its product as hypothetical. The transcript is spliced from 4 exons. NCBI's taxonomy places the organism in Eukaryota, Oomycota, Peronosporomycetes, Peronosporales, Peronosporaceae. The coding region runs from base 334 to 2370 and encodes 678 amino acids. The record is from RefSeq and is a predicted model, not a curated record.